GAUAGAUCCACCAGCAGUUCAUCCGCUCCAGUCCCCGUUGACACACGCGCACAAACACAAAGACACACAAGAGAGCUGAGAUGUGACUGUUCACCAGAGGAAUACUGCGUGUUUCUGAGGGAUUUUCUUUUCUGUCAGCCGGAUAAUGAGAGGGGACAGGCGGGGAAUAAUUUUGGCCAUGCCGGCCACUUGGGUCGCGGUGCUUCUCUGUGUGACUACUUCGGUCUGCGCUGUGGAAGAGACAGUGAUGGAUACAAGGACAGCGACAGCUGAGCUUGGCUGGAUAUCGUUCCCUGCCAAUGGGUGGGAGGAGGUGAGUGGCUAUGAUGAGAACCUCAACACCAUCAGGACAUACCAGGUAUGCAACGUGUUUGAGCCCAGCCAGAACAACUGGCUCCUCACCACUUACAUUGACCGGCGGGCAGCACAACGCAUCUAUGUGGAGAUCCGCUUCACUGUACGCGACUGUGCCUCCAUCCCCAGCGUCCUGGGCUCCUGCAAAGAGACGUUCAACCUGUACUACCUGGAGACCGACCGGACUGUGUCAGAAGGCAUCAAGGGGGUGGAGUACUGGGCCAAUGCUCCUUUUCUGAAAGUGGACACUAUCGCAGCAGAUGAGAGUUUCUCCCAGGUUGAUUUUGGGGGAAGGCUAAUGAAGGUGAACACAGAAGUUCGGAGUUUUGGGCCGCUGUCCAAAGGCAGAGGGUUCCACUUGGCCUUCCAGGAUCUGGGCGCUUGCAUGUCUCUUCUUGCUGUCAGAGUAUUCUACAAGAAGUGCCCCAGUAUAGUGCAGAACUUUGCUUUUUUCCCAGAGACACUGACUGGAGCAGAGUCCACGUCAUUAGUCAUCGCUAGGGGAAAUUGUAUCCCCAACGCUGAGGAAGUAGACGUGCCCAUAAAGCUCUACUGUAACGGCGAUGGAGAAUGGAUGGUACCCAUCGGCAGCUGCAGCUGCAAGGCGGGUUAUGAGCCAGACAAUGGCAACGUGUGUCGAGCUUGCCCUCAGGGCACCUUUAAGUCGUCCCAGGGGGCAGGAUUAUGUCAGCAAUGUCCGCUCAACAGUCGCUCUACCAUCGAGGCUGCCACCCUCUGCGGUUGUCGCAAUGGCUAUUACCGUGGAGACAUGGACAAACCGGAGGACGUGUGCACCAGUGUCCCUUCAGCUCCUCGCAACGUCGUCUCAGUCGUCAAUCAGACAUCGGUUAUGCUGGAGUGGCAUUCUCCACGUGACCUCGGACACCGUGAUGACCUGUCAUAUAAUGUCUUAUGCCGCCGGUGCCACAGCAGUGAGCGCCGGGCAUGUCAGCCGUGUGACGACAGCGUGGCAUUCGUUCCAGGGAAGCGAGGGUUAAAGGAAACAAGGGUGGAGAUCAGCAAGCUGCGGGCUCACACGUCGUACACCUUUGACAUACAGGCAGUCAAUGGAGUCUCCAACAAGAGCCCUUAUCCCGCCCAGCAACUGUCAAUCAACAUUACAACCAAUCAGGCUGCUCCCUCAGCAGUUCCCAUAAUGCACCAAGUGAGCUCAACGAGCCGCAGUUUCUCGUUGUCAUGGCCACCACCCGAACAGCCCAACGGGAUUAUUCUCGACUACGAGAUACGAUACUAUGACAAGUCCCAGUCAUCAGUGCUGAACAGUUCAGAGAUCCAGAGCGAAACACCCAGUGUUGUCCUGGAGGGUCUGAGGCCGGGGACCGGCUAUGUGGUUCAGGUGAGGGCCCGCACUGUGGCCGGCUACGGAGCCUACAGCAAGGAGAUGCUCUUCCAAACACUCACCGACGAUGAGUAUAAGUCAGAGCUAGGACAGCAGCUCUCCUUGAUUGCAGGCUCUUUGGUAGGUGGAGUGUGUAUCGUCUCACUGGUAGCUAUCGCCAUCAUCUGUACCAGAAGAAGGCAGUUGAAGGAGAGUGUUUACGGUGAUAAGCUGCAGCAGUACAACACAGGAGGAGAGGUGACUCUGAGGCCUGACAUGUUCAGUGGUCCCGCCCCCACUGUGACCUUUCCCAGCCUGUCCGAAGGUCACAGUUCACCAGGGGUCAAGAUCUACAUUGACCCUUUCACCUAUGAGGACCCCAACGAGGCUGUCCGGGAGUUUGCCAAGGAAAUCGACCCCUCCUGUGUCAAAAUAGAGGAGGUCAUUGGAUCAGGUGAGUUUGGGGAGGUGUACAAAGGUCGCCUCAAGCCUGUUGGGAAAAAAGAAAUUCCUGUGGCCAUCAAGACCCUGAAGGUUGGAUACUCUGAGAGGCAGAGGAGGGACUUCCUGGCUGAGGCAUCAAUAAUGGGCCAGUUUGACCAACCAAACAUUAUCAGACUGGAGGGCGUGGUCACCAAGAGCAGGCCUACGAUGAUCAUCACAGAGUUCAUGGAGAACGGAGCACUUGACUCGUUUCUCAGGCAAAACGAUGGGCAGUUCCCAGUGAUCCAGCUGGUUGGUAUGCUGAGGGGCAUCGCGUCUGGAAUGAGGUACCUGGCGGAAAUGAGUUAUGUUCACCGGGACCUGGCUGCUCGGAACAUCUUGGUUAACAGUAACUUGGUGUGUAAGGUGUCUGACUUUGGCUUAUCACGAUAUCUGGAGGAGGACACCUCGGACCCCACCUACACCAGCUCACUGGGUGGUAAAAUCCCAGUGCGAUGGACGGCUCCGGAGGCGAUCGCCUACAGGAAGUUCACGUCGGCUUCAGAUGUCUGGAGUUAUGGGAUCGUCACCUGGGAGGUGAUGGCAUAUGGAGAGAGGCCUUACUGGGACAUGAGCAACCAAGAUGUGAUAAAUGCCAUCGAGCAGGACUUCAGGCUGCCAGCCCCAAUGGACUGUCCAGUAGUGCUGCACCAGCUGAUGCUGGACUGCUGGCAAAAAGACAGAAACGCACGGCCAAAGUUCCCCGAUAUUGUCAGCAUGUUGGACAAAAUGAUACGCAACCCUGCAUCUCUCAAAGCCGGCACCAACAAUGUCGCCCCUGGUCCUUCUCAUCAUCCUUUGUUAGACCGUGGAGCUCCGGACCUGAGCAGGGUGAGCUCUGUGGAAGACUGGCUGGCUGCACUGAAGAUGACCCAAUACCGAGACUCCUUCAUGGGCUCAGGCUUCACUUCUUUGCCGCUCAUCACACAAAUCACAGCAGAAGAUCUUCAGAGGAUUGGUGUGUCUCUAGCCGGACACCAGAAGAAAAUCCUGACCAGUGUUCAGUCAAUGAGGCACAACAUCGAUGACCAGUCUCCUACUGAAUCUGUGUAGCCACACAGGGGAGCGAUACAGUAUGAAAUAUUUGACGUGUGUACAGUCUGAAUGAGCAGGCUGACAUCUUUACGCUUUGGUUUUCCCCUCAUACACUUCAGUUUGCUGGUCUUGGAGAUCUAAACCACUUUACAUGUUUUUAACAACCACUGUGGCCAUUUAUUUGUCUGCAUGGCCUCAGCAGUCACCAGGUCCCUCCUUCAGUCAUCGGACAGACUUAUCUCAUACAAUUUAGCUUUCCAAAUUGAUUUAAACUAUAUACUUCUCUGAAUGAAUUCAAUGCAGCGUUAGUGAAAGAGAAAAUACAGGGCAGACAUGAUUUAUGAUCGAAAACAAAAAACUCUAUGUGUCUGAGCUUUUCGGUCUCUAAGUGGUACAAUCACAAACACAGAUUCCCUCUCAUCCAAAAUCUGCCGGCAGGAUAACUUUUACUUCCAUGAUUGAAAACUAAAGACCAGUUUUUACCAGCUUGACUGUUCAAGGACAACAUGGACUGGUUAUUAUCAAAGGAUACAUCACACAAACUACUACUGCUACUGUGAAGAGGAAACUGAAUGAACAGACAUUUAUAUGAAAGGAUAAAAACUGGACCAAAAGCCUGAAAAAAGUCUUUAAAGUAGUGUUUCUGGAGACCCAUAGCAGGCUUUGUUUUCUCUAGUAUGUUUUAUUGAGACUAAUUCAAUGUCUUGGUAAAAAAUGCUCAGAUCUGAAUGCAGACCAAGAGGCAACAGUUAAAUGGGACUUUGUGACUAUAUCUUCAUAUUGAAGAGCCUGUAAAUAUGAUGAAAUGGGAUGUUUAUUUCCUAUUUGCUCAUUUUCUUUCACUUUUGCCAACAGCAUCGGACAAUUAAUUGUUACUGGAGUAUUUGUGAGCUCUCUAUGAUUAUCUUCCUCUGCCUGACUCGUCACUGGAACAAACUUUAAAGUGGUGUGGACUGCAGUCUAAAAAAAGAAAGAGAAAAAACACGGAAAAAUAGGUUUUGUAGUUUUUUUUACUUUCCAUGCAGCCAUGAAAAGACUCUUCCACGCAUGGGGGUAGCCUGCUUAAAAUACUUGAUUCAGAGGGAACUCAUAAUGGAUGACGGACUACAGUCAGCACAAAUGCACUCUGAGUAAAGGCAAUUAUAGACCAGAAAAUGGAAACAAAAUCAGAUAAAGAAAUAUUAAACUACUAUACUAAUUUAAGAAGUCCUUUUCCAAGCCAGAACACAAAGCAACUGAAAGUAUAGAAGAUGAGGAAAAACUGCUUAAGAGACUGCGGGUAUUGAGUCAUUACCAGCUGCUGAGACGCACCUGUUGUGAACACACAGCAGCGGCCAGAGAAUCUCAAAAGACAGAAAAGGUAUUCUCAUCCAAUGUUCUUGUGAUUUGGCUGCAAAUCCUAAAGCUGACUGCCAGUCAGGCAUUAAUACAACGCAUGAACAAACCAGAAAUGCAAGCCUCAUGUGCUGUCCACGCAUGAAACAAAUCUAAUUUCUGUCAAAACUGUAUUGCUGCAGUCCAGAUGGUAAUCAUCACUUUUCAGCAGCAGGCAAGGCCUUUGUAUAAAUUCACUUUUUUGUUCAUAGGCUGCCGGACACGUCGUUAUUUUGACAGUCACAUUUCCCAAUUGACAGAACUGAUUAAUACUGUUGUGUCAGUUUGCAGAUGAAAAGACAUGAAGUGACCUAUCCCUGUUCUCGUCUGUCUACAGCAACCUUUACAAUGCUGGGCGUUAUGCAACAUUCACUUACAAGCAACAAAGGCUGCUUUCUCAGACAUGUCAGAGAAAAGAUCCAACAAGAAAAUAUAGUAAAAUCCAAGGGUCAAGAAGCAAAUUGCCAGUGUAUCGUAUUCAUCAUGUUUUAGUACAUAAAUGGGAUGGUUGACUCACUAGUCUCCACAAAAUAUUAUAUCAAGAAGGCCUGAUCUCACUCUGGGGCACACUGGUUGAGAAGCACAUCUCUUUUAUCUCAGCACUGAACAGCUUACCAGAUGUGCAACAACAGCAGGUUCGCUCUGCCUUCAGUCUAAACCUCUGGUCAUGCGAGUGCACCCACUUUAUCAGUAGCACAGAUUGGAUGUCAUGAUUUUAUUUGUCAUCGGCUCCUCACAAUGACAGAAGUGAAAGUAUUUAGAGGUUUGCCUUUAACACGUUUUACCGCUGCAUGACUACAGAACGAUUCUUGGACUCCCAAAGUCUUUUAUUUACGAACACUAUGACAUUAAGAGGCCAGUGACUAUUUUAAACCUCCAAACAUGUCCGUUUUCACUUUUUGAUGAAACACUGCUCCGCUGGCGCGACCGGAAUUGCAUUUGUUGCCUGGCAACGAUAGCUUAUUGAACAUUUUAUCAGGAAGUAUUGAGAUCAACUGGGAGCGUGUCAGUGGUGCAGAGGCAUAAUUCGUUGUAAAUAGAUGCCUCUGGAAAAACCGUUUCAGCGCUCGCUCGAGUGGUUAACCAACAGUGAGACGAGUGUGCCUAAAAGCUCGUAUUGAAUGCCACCUACAAAAAAUGGCAUGGCAGAAAUAAAAGCUAUCAACACAGGCAGUCAUCUUAAUACAUUAUGUAACUUUAACAAGGUUAGAUGUGAGCUUUCAGAGGCAUUUCACAUUCCUGUGUCAGCGUGUGUGUGUGUGUGUGUGUGUGUGUGAAAAGACAAUGACGGCAUAAAUGAUUUACAGCAUGUCUUGAAUUUAUACUAUGGUUUGAGCACAAAUAUACACCACAGAGAGGAUAACUCAGGAACACAACAGAUGUGAGUUUUGUCUACAUUGCUGCAUAAAAUGGUAUCAUUUUCUGGUAAGUCAUCAAAAGAUUAAACCAAGAUGAAGUUUUUUAAGAGUUCAUGGAGUUCAACUGUUGUUGGUGUUUGAAGUUUUCUGUGCUUAUUAAAAGUUAAAUCCAUCCUAAAUCCAGCUACUAAAACCUUUGAGACUGCUCUAUUUGUGAAUGUGAACAAGACUAUUAUACAAGAAAACAGAGUUAAUACACUUUCUGAUUAUAUCAGUGCUGAAUUUCUGGGCCCAUCUUCUAAUUCAAGGCUAAAUUACAUUUUUAAUCCUUUUUAGAGGGGAGUUUUGACAUCAAGCUUUUUAAAUGUUUCCCAUUUGAAAAAUACAAAUCACCAAGCUUCCAAUUUACUAUUUUAGGCACAUAAACAGAGUUUUAUCAUCCAAACCAGACCAACAAAGUAUUGAAAUUUGAUUGUAAAAUCAGUGGAAACAUCUGUUACUAUAGACGUUUUAAAGAUAAAAUGCUUCUCUAAGACACUAGCUGUGUCACAACUCCAUACUACAUACUAAAUCUCAGCAGGUUUUGGGUAAAAACUCAAUAGUGUGUUUACUCUGCAAAUUAUAAAUUAUUUUUGAGUUUGCUGUUGAUGGACACUUUUUAAAGUUGACAUGCAUCGAUGCAUAUAUUGUAUAAUUUCCUGAUGAACUGUUAAAGUUGCCCUGUGGAGUUUCCUUUUAAACAGUGUUUCUGUUUACAUUCAGUGUUAAUCAUCAAAACACACUUUGUGUAUCCUUGAGGUCUAACAAACAUGUUGAAUGUAUUUCCUUCCUUAUAAAUCAUUUUGGAAUAGUUUUUACAUUUUAAACCUGCAUUGUUUACAACCAUGUUUACCUGCUAUCAGUCUUCUUCUUUCCUGACCUUUAAUGUUGCUUUGCAGUAGAGUGGAAUAAUGUGAAACCAUUAUAAUGUGAAUCACGUCACCCGCAUGUCUGUGCAUGUGCACUUGACCCACAUCUAAAAACAUAAAUCCAUAGUGCUACUAGUGGUCAAAAACUCUAUAGGGUAACUUCCUACCUUGUUGAUUUAUUUGUAUACUGCUAUAAAAAGUAUACUAUGCAUUUAUAUCUUUUAAGGGUCUGGCUAGAAUCGGACUUCAAUCCGUCUUGAAUGCUUCUUGGAUUUACACAUACACUACGCUUUCUUGAGAUCGGAUAGCUAUCUGAUCUGCCCAAGACUCAUUAAAUGAUUAAGUGUAAAUGGGGUCAUUGUCUAUGGGAAAUAUAAAUGGGGCUUUAACUUGCAGAAACAGAGGCGCCUGAAAUAGCUCCUCCCACUUCAGAACUUUAUAUAGUAUGGAUUUGGGAUGCAGCUUCUUAUGUUUUAAAGUGGAAAGAUCCACCCUCAAAGGUUUCUAAAUUUGUUAUACUUGUUGUUUAUUAGGAUUUUGAUAUGAAACUUGCUGCUCUUAAAAAGUGCGGGAGCAUCUGACCAGUCUGCGAACAUUAAUGUUGUGACCACUGUCUCUCUCCUCUGUAAAAACUCAACAUUUCGCAGCUGAAAUGCACUCUGGUGUGCUGGGAUUACUGCCAGUGGAGACAACUAUGAUACAUUCUCUCCGUUCAUUGUUGAAUGGUGGUACAAAUGGAAGCUGCAGACAAAAACCCUCGCCAGCCCUCUGAGGGACUGACACCAAAACCUGACAUUUACUGCAGAUGUUACAGAUAGAAAACUCCAUUUAGUCUCCACUGUAACUGUGCUGGAAAUGUAUCAACAUGAUGUCACAUUAGGUUUGGCCAAUUAACCACUGAAACAGGAAAAAUAUACCACAACAUAUACAACGCAGGCCCAGAAAUGCAAGUUGUGUCACCAGAAGCUCCUCCAAGUGCCUAAGGGUGGAUUUAUCUUUUAAUUGCAGUUAUUUCCGGGAAGCUGGACUGUCUGGGCUGCUUUUCUCUUCUCCUGUUACUCUGGUGUAAAAGAUACUGUAGGUGAUGUUGGAGAUGAGAGGAGGCGAGUUAUGAAGAGAAGGAAGAAAGUGAAAGGGAAUAGGUAAUAGAAGAGGCAGAGGAGAAGGGAAGGAUAACAGAAGAAGAGAGAAAAGCAAGGGGCGGAGGCGUGAUAGGCAAAGCUCGACUCUCGUAUUGGAAUAAAAAUGAGCCUGGGUGUGGAGAGAUUACACUUUCUCUUUUUGUUUCUCUCGCUCUCCCUGCUAUACCCGGCUGUCCUCUUUCUUCUCCUAAUGCCCACAACCUCUCUGUACUGCUUCCAGUCUGCAGUCUCCAGACUAAUGGUUUAAAGGCAAGCGUGUCGAGCACUUGUUUUAUUCUUAGAUGCACUAUUCUCGCAAACAUUUUUAUCUUGCAUCGCUUAAUGAUGCCCCGGCAAGUAUCACUUUACGCAAAAGAAACCUGCAGUGUGUUGUUGUGUUUUUUUUUAGAGCAUUUAUCCCAAAACUGUGAAAGUAAAGGUCUACCGAAAAAUAAGGGUUUGUCAUCCAAUUUUAGCCGGUAACUUUUGUUCCAUGUGUCCAGUCGUUCACAGUGUUCCAUUAACGUGAGCUAAAGCAGUCUGGCUAUAUACAUUCUGGAUAUGCAGAAAAGAUUUUCUCCUUUUAAAUGAUUACAUUUUUAUUUAUUUUCUUUCCUACUGCUUGCCAUACGUUUUAGUAUAAAUGUAAUGUAUAUUGGUUUCUCUUGAAAAAAGAAAAAACAGCUCAGUAAUCAGCUGUAGUCUGCCUUUCUCUUGUUUACCUACAAUACUGUUAUAGGUGUUACUGCUCAUAUAGUCAGAGCAUCCCACUGUAAUGUAUUAUAAAUUAAUACUGUAAUAUAAAAUGAGUGUGCGCACGCCUGUGCAUCUUUGUGUGUGCGUGCGUGUGUGCGUGUGUAAUAUAAUGUGUGUGUGCUGUUCAGUGUACAGUAAAAUGUUUGUACAUCGUGCGUGUGUGAGUUUGUAGCUGUUAACUUUCUGAGUCUUACAUUUACAAUGCACUGUUUGUCAAUAAAGAAGACAAAUCAAUCAAA
Micropterus salmoides (largemouth bass) is the source of this 8967-nucleotide messenger RNA. RefSeq names its product ephrin type-B receptor 1-like. Bases 146 to 3229 code for a protein of 1027 amino acids. The record is from RefSeq and is a predicted model, not a curated record. NCBI's taxonomy places the organism in Eukaryota, Metazoa, Chordata, Actinopteri, Centrarchiformes, Centrarchidae. Gene Ontology annotation, cellular component: plasma membrane; neuron projection. Gene Ontology annotation, molecular function: protein binding; ATP binding; transmembrane-ephrin receptor activity. The transcript is spliced from 20 exons. Gene Ontology annotation, biological process: axon guidance; cell surface receptor protein tyrosine kinase signaling pathway; protein phosphorylation.